Molecule: messenger RNA, 2165 nt
Organism: Geodia barretti
Lineage: Eukaryota; Metazoa; Porifera; Demospongiae; Tetractinellida; Geodiidae
Source: the annotation of a GenBank genome assembly
CAGUGGCGGAAAGUGUGGGCUACCUAAUGUCUUUGAUGUUCUCUAACAGAAAGAGGCCUGGUCUGAGUGAGGUGACAAUGAUAGUGUUUGUGAAUCAGAUGCUGCUCAUGAUGGCUGGAGAUGUGGAGCGAAACCCUGGCCCUGAUACCCUAACCACGGAUGAUCUUGCAACACUAGUAAAUGAACUCAACGAAGUUAAGGACAAGUGGUAUCAUCUCGGAGUGCAGUUAAAGAUGAAGCCUGCAGAUCUUAAUGCCAUUCGAAUUGAGUUCAUGAACAAUGCUAAUAAUUGUCUGUUGGAGAUGUUGAGUGUCUGGCUCACCAAACUUCCCUCUCCUCCCACCUGGCAGACAGUGGUGGAUGCUCUAUCUUCCCCUGACAUAGACAGACCAGCUGUAGCUCAACGUAUCAGACAGACCUACUUGAGUCAGGACCCUGCCAGUGCUGCCACUGAUACUGUGAAAAAGAAGCAACACUUCCUCACCACAGAACAAAUAGAGUCUAGAAUGGAAGAACUUGAGAAUGAGUUUGAAACACUGAAAGAUGAUGUGUACGAGUCAGUCAAGACACAGCCAGUGGAUGUCUUCAAAGUCAAACUGACGUCAUUCAAGAUCAGGGACAAGGAGUGCCACAUGGACCACAUGAAGAAGAUGAUUCAUCAAAAGAUUACAGUCACUGACAUUUGGGUGGAGCUGAACCAGUACUUUAACUUCCUCAAUCAUACCAUUCUGCAACACAUUUUGACCAAAUUCCCAAACAAACAACUACAAAGUAGAAUGGAUGAAUACAGAGAAAGGCUUUACUCAUUCUUUACGCAAACACGACUUUGUGACUUUCUGCAAUGUUGGCCAAUGAUGGGCCAAGACUGCCCAACAAAGGAACUCCGGGAAUUUGUAGUAAAGAGCAGUGAAGACUGGGAAACGUGCACACUAGCAGAUCUGGACAACUUGAAAGGAAAACUGGCUACAAAACUACUACUACCAGACUUCACAUUCAUCCUCACCAGAGCCAGUAGGGGGUGUCUGGAACUGACUUUCUCAAUUCCACCUUCUCUAGUCAACUACUUACAUACCAUUGUGAAGGCAACUGAAUUAACAGAGUUUGGAGACAUGGAGAUAGAGACCAUUACAGUGGACGGUGUUGUCUGCUAUGUGACUCCACUACUGCAGUACACCACUCUCUUGAAGCAGCUGUACACAUCCAGGAGCCCCCUCACGCCUCUCUCUGACUCCAAACCCAAACCCCUGCUCCCAUUCCGUCUGGCCAGGAUUGAGAAACAGAGCCUCUCCCAAUCAAACAUGGACAGGUUCACUAGAGAGAGCCUGCGAGGAGACAUGGACGACGUGGUCUACAAGAAGACGGCCAUGGAGUUGAGUCAGCUGGGAGUGAUAGGGGACGGCUCUCCGCCACAGGUGGUCCUGAUAGAAGGGGCUCCGGGAGUUGGCAAGACCACGUUUGCCUGGCACCAGUGCCGGCAGUGGGCAGAGGGCAAGCUGCUGCAGGCCUACUCCAUUGUGCUACUGCUGCCCCUCAGAGACGACAACGUCAGACAAAUCCGCUCCCUCUCCAGCCUCUUCCAACACAGCAGAGGACAAGUGAGAGAGGAAGUGAGCAGAAGAGUUGCAGAGAGUGGUGGUGCUGGAUGUCUGAUUUGGCUGGAGGCCUGGGACGAGUUGCCUGGUGAUCUGAGGUCAGACUCUCUCUUUACUGAACUGAUCCAAGGCAUCCAGCUACCUGCUGCCACCAUCUUCAUCACAACCCGACCCUGGGCCACUGGAAGUCUGCUAGAGAGAGUGGGAGACAGACUAUCACAGCACACAGAGUUACUGGCACUGGCAAAGGAGGAAGUUGAGAAUCAAAUCACAGCAAUGAUUGUUGCCAUCCAUUCUCAGACAAGCGCUGAUUCAGGAUUCCACUUUUCAAAGUUCAUUGAGUCCAAUCCCGUGAUACGUGCAGCCAUGUACACCCCAGUCAGUGCUGCCAUUGUAGAACAAGUGUUCAAGUCUGCCCCACACAAUCCUCCGACCACCGUCACUGGACUCUACUCUGCCUUCGUCCUCAUGAGACUGGAGCAACACCUCUCAGAGCACCCGGAGUACAGCCACAUGAACAUAAAAGUGAGGACACUGGCCGAUCUACCAGAGAGAGUGCUGGGGGACUUGCAG